AUGUUUAGCUGGGUCAUCCAGUAUCAAUCCUGCGAGGAGGCGAUGCAGAACAGGACGACGUACGCGUGUCGCAGCGAUCAAAGCAUUUGUCUGAACGCAAACAUCACCAACUCUGUUGGCAUCCAUCUGGGAUAUCGCUGCAAAUGUACCGAUGGCUACGAAGGGAAUCCUUACGUUUCUGAUGGCUGUGAAGGUGGAAUCCUUGGUGUAAGCACCGGCGUGGGGGUUCUUCUUCUAGGCAUAAGCUUUGUCGUCAUUUCUCGGAGAUGGAGAAAAAGAAAACAAAAAGAGACUAGAAAAAGAUACUUUCGUCAGAAUCAUGGUUUGCUGCUACAGCAAUUGAUCUCAUCCGAUGCUGAUAUAGCUGAGAAGACGAAGAUAUUCUCCUUGAAAGAUUUGGAGAAAUCGACCAAUAAUUUUGAUGACACCCGAAUCGUCGGUCGUGGAGGACAUGGAAUGGUUUACAAGGGAAUUUUAUCCGAUCAAAGGGUAGCCGCCAUCAAAAAAUCAAAAAUCGUGAAGAAGAAAGAGAUCGAUCAGUUCAUAAACGAAGUUGCUCUUCUUUCUCAAAUCAACCAUAGACAUGUGGUUAAGCUUUUCGGAUGUUGUUUGGAGACUGAAGUCCCCCUGUUGGUUUACGAAUUUAUCUCGAACGGGACGCUUUCUGAUCAUCUGCAUAUGCCAAUUGGUGAUUCAUCAUUGUCUUGGGAAGAUCGUCUGAGAAUUGCCACAGAAACCGCAGGAACUCUUGCUUAUUUACACUCAGCCGCUAGCAUCUCUAUUUUCCAUCGAGACGUCAAGUCAUCCAAUAUACUCUUAGAUGAUCAUCUUACUGUAAAAGUGUCAGAUUUCGGAGCUUCAAGAUUCAUUCCUCUCGAUCAAACACAUAUAUCUACCGGCGUGCAAGGUACAUUUGGAUAUUUGGAUCCUGAAUACUACCAAACCGGUCAACUAACAGAGAAGAGUGACGUUUCUAGCUUUGGAGUCAUCCUCGUUGAGCUUUUAACAGGCAAGAGAUCAAUUUUCCACGCCGAGGACGGAGAAAACAUGAAUCUGUCCAUGCAUUUUCUCCAAGCAGUAAGAGACGAUCGCCUCAUAGAAUUUCUUGAAGCUCGUGUUCUGAAAGAAGGGAUAGAAGAAGGGCUUCACGAAGUGAUCCAACUUGCACAGAUGUGUCUCCAACUAAAAGGAAAUGACAGGCCCACGAUGAAAGAAGUAGAGUUUAGGUUGCAGAGCUUGAGAAGGAUGAAGAAGCAGAGUAGGAAUAAUUGGACUGAAAAAGGUCACGGAGAGUCCGAAUGCCUAAAUGCAGUUUCUACUUUUCUCGGAAAGAAUAUUUACAGUAAUUCGGAUAAUAUGGCAAUUCAAGAAGCGUCAAGAAACUAUAGCUUGGAGAAAGAGAUGAUGUCAUCACUAAAUUACUCACGGUAAGCAUAUUAAUGUUCUUGAUAAGUAGAUGAUGCUUUG
This is a messenger RNA of Musa acuminata AAA Group (dessert banana), 1467 nucleotides long. RefSeq names its product wall-associated receptor kinase 3-like. Gene Ontology annotation, biological process: cell surface receptor signaling pathway; protein phosphorylation. Gene Ontology annotation, cellular component: plasma membrane. The record is from RefSeq and is a predicted model, not a curated record. The transcript has 2 exons. Bases 1 to 1431 code for a protein of 476 amino acids. Gene Ontology annotation, molecular function: protein serine/threonine kinase activity; ATP binding. NCBI's taxonomy places the organism in Eukaryota, Viridiplantae, Streptophyta, Magnoliopsida, Zingiberales, Musaceae.